Messenger RNA from Durusdinium trenchii, 2145 nucleotides. The record is from the annotation of a GenBank genome assembly. Lineage: Eukaryota; Dinophyceae; Suessiales; Symbiodiniaceae.
AUGCCCGUCCUGACCGUUCGCAAUUUAGCAGGCGAAACAUGUUGGGGUCCCAAGGACGUGGCCUUGGACUCUGCCGUCGCCCAGCUCAGGGAAGACAUUGCGCAGGUGAUCGAGCGACCCGCCUUUUCGAUUCGCUUGCUCCGCGGCACGGAGAUGCUCCCAGUUUCCGGGCGCAUUGAGGACUUCUGCACGGAAGACAGCGAGCUGUCCUUACAGCUGGUUGGCCCAUCCACCUACGUGGAGGAAUGCAAUGAAUUCCUCAAGACCUUACCACCCGCAGUGGACACCGAAGAGCACCAGAAGUGGCUCCAGGAGGCGCAGACGUCGUUGACGAGUCGCCUUGAGUUGCUCCAAGCCUUUGAUGACAGCGAGCUGAAGGCCAGCGAGCAGGUGAAGGCGCUGUGCGUGGGUCUCCUGGACCAGGAGCGCACGGACUGGUAUAGCUCACCAACCGAGCGCUUCCCGGACGAGGCCUCGGCCAGGGCGAUGCAGCUGCUGCGGCGUGUGGCGGAGCGGGGGGAGCCUGAAGUGGUGCGAGUGAUGAAGUAUUGGCUCCAGAAGAUCGCCUUCAAGGAUUUCACCACCGGUGAGAACACCACCUCGGUCUGGACGGUGUUUCAGGUCGCCAAAGCGGUGCCCGAGUUGGCGCCGUUUGGAGAUAUGCAGGUGAUUCAGAUUUUGGGGGAGAAAGCGGGCGACUUGAUGAACCACUAUUGUGAGAGCAAUGAUGGCGCGAUCUACAUGUGCUUGGAGGCUGCUGCCGGCAUCAGCGAGGGGCAUCCAGAAGCAGCCAGGGACAUGCUGCACGCGCUCGUGGGCUUUGGUUACCAUGAACUGUUUUCGUCACCCACUUUGGGCAAAGCCUGCUUGGUCUUGGGCUGCCGCUUGGAUCGCGUGGCGGCAGAUCCCCCCACGUCCGGUCAGCUGAAGGAAGUGCUGGAGCAGGCUCGUGAGGAGGCAGGGGUGGAAGCGUCCGAAGACGACCCGAUUGAGCCCGCCCGAAUUGCCACGCCGGACGGGAAGAAGGCGGUCAAGCUGGACUUGGACUUCCUGAAGCACACCAUCCAGUACAUGGACAAGAAAAGGCUCAAUGAAAGGGAGGAGGUCUUCGGAUACACCUCCCUCUCUUUAGCAUGCAGCGUGGGCCAUGUGAAGGUGGUGAAUAUGCUCUUAGAAGCACGUGCCGACUUGGAAUCUAGUUGCAACCUGGGCAACGCCGCGCUGCAGAUGGCCUCACGCGCAGGGCACACCUCUGUGGUUCGUGCCCUGCUGGUCCACAAGGCUGCAUUGGAGGCCAAAAACGUCGAGGGCUGGACGCCUCUCAUCUGGGCCUCCAUGAACGGCCAAGAGGAAGUGGUGGCCACACUCUUGGGGGGCAAGGCCAAGGUGCAGGAGCGCGAUGCUCAAGGACUCACCGCGUUGAUGUGGGCGACGCGUCAUGGCCAUGUCCUGGUGAUGAAGUCUUUGCUGGCCACCGGGCCAGAUCUGGGGCUGAAGGACUUCGAUGGCCACACGGUGAUGCACCAUGCACGUCAGCAGCGAGCAGCACGGAAGAUGCUGCAGCAGUUCGAGGAACUGAACCGGCAGCUGCUGCACAGCGCCAAGUCGGGCGAUGUGAACUCGGCCACGGAGGCUUUGGAGGCGGGUGCCUUUGUCGAUGCACUCGAUGACUCGGGCUCCAGCCCGCUGCUGCUGGCGGCCUCGCAAAGGGACUUCACCAUGGUUCGCUUGCUGGCACGCCAUGGUGCAGACUUGAGCCUCGAGGCCUCCCGAGGCAACUCUCCAUGGUUGAGAAGCUUGGAGUACCGUACCAACAUCCAGGAGGUCUUGCGCGAUGCUGUGAAGGCCAAUCGCUUGUUGAUGUCCAGUGCCAAGGAAGGUUAUUGGCGAGGAGUCUUUCAGGCCAUCGAGCAUGGCGCCUGGCUCGACUUGCCAGAUGAGGCGCAGAAGACCUCGUUGGCCUGGGCAUCUACCCAUGGCAGUGCCAUGGCGGCGCGGAAGCUGGUGGAGGCGCGUGCUUCGGUGGGCCUCCGCGACACGUGUGGGUGGACUGCAUUAGCUUGGGCCGCGCACAACAAUUGGCCGAAGGUUGCUUCAGUCUUGCAGUACCACAAGGCAGAUGUGAACACUCGGACCUUCACAGGC